GGGCGGCAGCGGCGCCCGGGCAUGGCUUCGGCGGGCAGCGGCAUGGAGGAGGUGCGCGUGUCGGUGCUGACCCCGCUGAAGCUGGUCGGGCUGGUGUGCAUCUUCCUGGCGCUGUGCCUGGACCUGGGGGCCGUGCUGAGCCCGGCCUGGGUCACGGCGGACCACCAGUACUACUUGUCCCUGUGGGAGUCCUGCCGGAAGCCCGCCAGCCUGGACAUCUGGCACUGCGAGUCCACGCUCAGCAGCGAUUGGCAGAUUGCUACUCUGGCUUUACUCUUGGGCGGAGCUGCCAUCAUCCUCAUCGCAUUCCUAGUGGGUCUGAUUUCCAUCUGCGUGGGAUCUCGAAGGCGCUUCUACAGACCUGUUGCCGUCAUGCUUUUUGCAGCAGUUGUUUUACAGGUUUGCAGCCUGGUCCUUUACCCAAUCAAGUUCAUUGAAACUGUGAGCUUGAAAAUUUACCAUGAGUUCAAUUGGGGUUAUGGUCUGGCGUGGGGUGCAACUAUAUUUUCGUUUGGGGGUGCCAUCCUUUAUUGCCUGAACCCUAAGAACUAUGAAGACUACUACUAGAACCAAUAGUCUCAGAUUUGAAAAAAAAGAAAAAAGAAAAACAACCAGUCAGCAAAAGGAUUACAUCUGCAUCUUUUCUAACUCAGUUUUCUAAAACAGUUGUGGAACAUCAAGCAAUUUGUUCAGUUGAUUUAAUGUCCUUUGCCUUUUAGCUGUCAACAUCAUAACCAGCUUUUACAUCCAUUUUAGGGACAUGCACAAAUUAAGAGAGUUGAUUAGACAUAGGCAAAUGCUGCAAACUUCCAAUAUAUUCAUGUAAUUUUUCUUGACAAGUGAAGGGUCUAUAUGACAGCAACCAUUGUGAGAAACUAGUUUGAGUAAGAAUUGCCUGAGUCCCAUUGCCUGCAGGGGAACAGCUGGCAAAAGCCAACAUUUAAAAGUUUCUUUGCACUGACAAAGAUUCCACUGUUAGGCCUUAUUGCCUGCUGAUCCCAUCCAGUAACUACAUUGGCUGUUUGUUAUUUGCUUGAGUGAGCUCUUGAAGAUGAACUGCCCUUCAGCAUCUAAUGGGAGUUGUGAAUAUAACUGGUUAAUAGUACACAUUCCACCUUAGAAUACUCUUUUUAAUGGGCAGUUAUGCUUUGGCAGUCAGCAUCUCCCUGGGAAGGGAGUCAAAAUGUGGAAACAUGUGCUUUUCAUUAUGUGGUUAGAAAUUGUUCCUCAGCCCUAUCAAGAAUGGAAGAGAAUUGAGGGUCUCGCUUUCCCUGGGGCAAGAAGAAAGAAAUACACAUGAGUUGCUUUUGUACCCUUAAAAUUACUUACCAAACAUUGCAGCUAACAGUUGUGCAUAUGUAACCAUCUUAAAUAUUUUUAUAGAAAGUGCACCAUUAGUAUAUGGUGAUUUGUUAUUCUCUAACUCUAUACAUACAUUUGCCUAUUACACAUCAAAUUAAUACUUGCUCUAGUGAAGUGAUUUGAACACUAACCUUGUAUUCGUUGUUAAGAGGCUUAGAUUGGUAUUCACAUUUAUUUACCACAUAAAAAUGGGUAUACCCUAAAGCUUUGCGCUAUGUUUCACUGGAAAGUGUUAAUAGAGUUGUCUAAGAAGAAAAAUUGAAAUGGUGUUAAUCUGAAAAUUAAUGAUUCCUCUGUAAGCAUGGUAGUCAAAAGAGAGUAGCAAUUAGGAUGAUCAUUUUGUGUGAAAUUCAUUAAGAUAGAAGGCUGCUAUUUUUUGCAAGUAUUUUAAAUGUCUUCAUUUUUAAAUAAAUAAAUAGUGCUAGAUUUCUAUAAAUGUCUGAAUGUCUCAGUAGAGGGGUAGAAAUCAUCUGGAUAUCACUUGUCCCUGUGAAGUUGACUGAUGCGCUAACUGAUUUAUACACACAAUUAUGAGGGGUUCUUGUCAAGCGAUUCAUUACUGACUGUUCCAGUGGAAGGAAGUAUCAAUAACAGGGAGUAAGUUUGCAGGUAAUCUCACACUGCAAACUUUGUUGAUUCUGUUUGGUAUACAAAUUUGGAUAGUUUAAUUAUAAACAUAUUUUUAUACCAAAUAUACAGUUCUAAUAUAAAAGUUAUAGAUAAUUAUUUUUGUUAACAAAGACGCUAAAUAUGUUCUGGUUUUGUCCCUCUUGCAGAAAGAACCAUUGGAAAAAUCAUUUAAAACUUCCCUAUAUGCGAUUGUAUUGAUACGCGCAGAGUAGGACCUUAUAAGUAGUAUUUAGUAAUUUGCUUUACUCCCCAAGCAGAAUUCUGCUUUCAGCUUGUCUUAACAAUAGUUGCCAAAAACAACAGCCAAAAAGAAACUACUUUAUAUUAAAAUGAUAAAAAAUUCCCCUGUUUUCUGAAUCACAAAAUAAAUAUGAAGUGCCAGGUUUAUUCUUACUUUAGCAAUGAUAGAUUGGUUAAGUUCAUCCUAGAGGGAAACCUUUAAAAAGUAUACAAUGCUAUAAUCAUAAUAAACUGACUAAAAAUUUCCAGAAAUAUAUUAAUAUUAUAGGAUUAUUUGAAACAGUUUUAUUGAGAAAUAGUAUUUGGUACAGAAUGUCUUACAGUUAAUUGUAUAUGGUCAGAGCAGCAUGAGAAAUGCAACAUUCAGACGGGGAUUUUGGCUAUUAAACACCCUCUAUUGCGAGGUGUCUUUAUUCCCGUAUAAUGGAAGGACAGUACUUUGGUGCUGGUAUCAAUAAGGCACUUUUCUUGGUCCUAAUAGAGGAUACAGUGUGCUUUUAAACCAAUAUCAAAUCUUGAGUCCCAUCAUGUUUUCAUUCUCUUGUCAAUAUGACAUCCUGGAAAAUAACAAACUAUGUUAUCGGUUCAAACUUUUCAGUUUACUGAAAAGUUGAUUUCUUACAUUGCUUUUUUCCCUUCCUAGUGAACUAUGCUCUCAUCAUUAACAUUUGAAAGUGUUUCAUUACUAACAAGCUCAAUACAAUAUAAAGAUUAUUGGUCAUGUGAAAUAGUAUUUUGUCUAUCAGAAUAAACACAAGUGAAAUUUUCACCUACAUUAACGUUAUGUCUUUGAGGCUUUAGAUUUGUUUGGUGUUUUCUUAAGCAAAAUCGUUAACCACAAACCCGUUGGGUAUCUUAGCGAUAUAUACACACUUACAUGUAGCAUAACGUACUCAGCAGGGCUAGUUUAUUUGGAUUUCUUGCACAACUAUUUAGUCUUUUGUAAGUUCAAUGUGUAAAUUUUAAAGACAUAAAUAUAGAGAGGCCUAUGUGUUUGAAAUAUAAAUGAUAUAUAUGGAUUAGCAUGUACUUGUAUAUGAUUAAACAUGCAAUGAACUGACUGGUAAGUGAUGUCUAAUUGUAUGGCUAGCAAUGUAAUUUAUUCAGACUGUAUUUUUGUACAGAGCAGCACAUACUAACCUAUGCCUCUGUGUCCUCUUUAAUGCCUAAAACUGUGCCUAGAAAUCUCAUCUGUCUUAAACACGAAAAUACACUUCAUGCUGUUUAUGCUAUUAGUUUCUCUACUGCUAUUAUAUAUUUAUUAUUUUUCAAUAUGACAUAUUUACUACUUAAAUAUGAAUUCAUGGUAUCCUGGUUACUUUUUUAACAGUCACCUGGGGAAAACCUGUUUACCCUCCAGUGCUUUUGCGUUUGCAGUUUCAUAAGCAAUUCUUUAUUUCAUGAUUUUUGUAGUUGACAUGAAGUUAUCUAUGUGGAAAAAUGAGAAUAAAAGUGGUUUCACUCGUGCAA
Ochotona princeps (American pika) is the source of this 3702-nucleotide messenger RNA. RefSeq names its product transmembrane protein 47 (gene TMEM47). The coding region runs from base 22 to 567 and encodes 181 amino acids. The record is from RefSeq and is a predicted model, not a curated record. The transcript is spliced from 3 exons. Gene Ontology annotation, biological process: cell-cell adhesion. Gene Ontology annotation, cellular component: membrane; cell-cell junction. Lineage: Eukaryota; Metazoa; Chordata; Mammalia; Lagomorpha; Ochotonidae.